AUGGAGGUUGAUAUUGGGCCUCCUGGUGGCCGACCAUGGUACUGCAGCAGACUUCUGGGCUCCAACAAAGAGACCACAUUCUGCUUCACCCUCCAGGCCUUGAGAGCAGCAAAUCAGCAAGGUCGGACCAGAACCCUGGCUGAGAUAAAGGCCCAGACUAAAGCCAAGCUGCAGGCCAGGACACACACACAGAUGCAGGGCAAGCUGCAGGCUCCGGUUGGGGCCGCUCUACACGUGUCCCCCACCUCUCCAAACCGAACAGGGCUGACGUCAUCACCCGGGCAACCAAGGGUGGCCACGCCCCAACUGUCCACAUCAACAGCAGCACCUCACGGCGUUGCCACGGUAACAGAACCAAAGACUUCGGUACCCUUCUCUGCGCCAGGGUCGUCCGUGCCACUCACUCAUCAGGUGACAGGCACUAACCAGACAGAGGCAGCACAUUUGGGCCCAGCAGAUUCGAGGCUCUCGGUUUCACUGACAGCGGAGGAAAGCCUGUCGCAACAACCACUCACUGACAGGUCACACAUGAAGAACAUUACGCUGGUCGAACUGAUAACUGGCAAACCUCCGUCGGAUAAACCGACGAGUAAAAGUACCACAGACAAUUUGCCACCACGACCUAGUACACUAGAGAUGCUACCACAGACUUCUGUAUCAGAAGCAUUCAAUGUCAAGUCCAGUCAAUUUCCGGCAAAACUCCUUGAAGCGAGUUCACCGGCAGACUCCAUUUCCAGCAGUGAGAGUGUAAGCAGUGAGAGGAGCGCGGCCAGCGUGCACUCCUUACCUCCGCACGGAGGUUCCCGUACGCCCAGAGCGUUGAAAGUCUCGUCACACUACCUCUUGUCUUCCUCCACGCAAGCCUUGAAGCACCUGAGGGAAAACCAUGGAAAGGGGAGAAGCGCUGCGAGGCCACGGAAUCCGGACGAGCCCCCGCGAGCGUCAAGCGCGCCUCCCGUACCUGGCAAGAUCUUUGAGAACGAAGUUGAGAACGUCCGUGCUGCAAGUGUUGCAAGUGUACCCGCCGUAACUGACAUUUAUGAAAAUGGCCAGGCCUCGUGCGCCACACGAGGCAACCUCACAACCAACGACGCAAGUUUAGCGCACGUUAGCAGACCCACGUCCAACCCCGGAGUGUUGACUCCCGUACAGGUCGCUCCGACGGACAGCGCGCCCAGCUUGGUGAACCAGCACGUCGGCGUGCCGGUGAGUUUUGUCGGAUUUCAGAACGUGGUGAGGUUGCCGCAGGGCGCCCUCCCACAGCACAUACAGGUGCCCCAGGGGAUGAUACAGGGGAUGAACCAGGUACAUGUGGGGAACAUGAUGCAACAGGUGGGGCAGAUCGUCAACGUUUCCCCCCAGACUCUGUCCGCCCCGCCCCAGCUGCACCACCCCCAGCAAGUCUUGGUGUCCAUGUCCUCGAACGGCAACGCCAUCCCCAUCACCAUGAACCAAGUCAGCCUGCACCACCAGAACAACGCCAACAACACCGUCGUGAACUGUGUACAGAACGCCAACAACAUCAACACCAUGCAGAAUGCCGGCGGAACGCCCGGAGGGAACGCGAACUGCGUCGGACCAAACUCCAACAACAGCGGCGGCCACACCACCAACGCAGGCACCAAGUGUUCCUGUAGGCUGAAGGCCAUGGUCAUGUGUAAAAGUUGCGGUGCGUUCUGUCACGACGAUUGUAUAGGGCCGUCUAGGCUAUGUGUUACUUGUCUUAUUAAGUAACCUCAACUUGUGCUGCUCUGAUAAGUAUUGUCACCCCCCUGUUAUGUACAUUGUAUGGCAAAUAAGGACUACUAAGUGUAGAAUGUGUAGCCAGCCUGUAUAUAUCAUUAUAGGGGAGGCUAAAAAAGUGAUCAUGGUAUUUUCAUUGCAUCUACAUUGUACAUGUAUGUUAAAGAUAAAGCUUGUCAGAAAAUAAAGUAUGGAUGGAAAAUAGAAUACGUAUAGAGGCAGUGAUUAACUAAAGACAACCAAAUUAUAAAUGCUUAGUAAGUGCUUGAUUAGGCGACUGAGACUGCAAGUGGUAUUUUACAUGUUUGCAGAUUUUCUAGAGAAAUAUACAUACAAUUAUGAUAAAUACAUUUAACACAGUGAUGAUCCACACAAGUCCUUGGAAUGAAAUGUUGCAUAAUAGAUCCGUAUUUGUACAAAACGAA
This is a messenger RNA of Branchiostoma floridae (Florida lancelet), 2168 nucleotides long. Its product is annotated as polycomb protein Asx-like. Lineage: Eukaryota; Metazoa; Chordata; Leptocardii; Amphioxiformes; Branchiostomatidae. Bases 1 to 1734 code for a protein of 577 amino acids. The record is from RefSeq and is a predicted model, not a curated record. Gene Ontology annotation, molecular function: DNA binding; chromatin binding. Gene Ontology annotation, cellular component: PR-DUB complex. The transcript has 4 exons. Gene Ontology annotation, biological process: animal organ morphogenesis; positive regulation of transcription by RNA polymerase II.